Octodon degus (degu) is the source of this 799-nucleotide messenger RNA. RefSeq names its product solute carrier family 25 member 14 (gene Slc25a14). Bases 233 to 799 code for a protein of 188 amino acids. The transcript has 8 exons. The record is from RefSeq and is a predicted model, not a curated record. Lineage: Eukaryota; Metazoa; Chordata; Mammalia; Rodentia; Octodontidae.
UAUCAAUGCUUCCGGGUUGGCGUUGCGGUGCCGUUUCCGACCGUGGGAGCCUGGGCUUCCCAGUCAUCUGAAGAGCCCGAACAGAGCCGUGCUUCUUCGACCCCCCCGGGCGGUCGCCUCCUUCAGGCACCCCCCUUUUCUCCAAGAACUCGCCCCGACAGCCGAGGAACUGGCAAGAUUCUGCUACCCAGAGGGUGAAUGGCACCAGAAAAGUGCCACUGUAAGCCAUGAGAUGUCUGGUCUGAAUUGGAAACCCUUUGUCUAUGGCGGCCUUGCCUCUAUUGUUGCUGAGUUUGGAACUUUUCCUGUGGACCUUACCAAAACACGACUUCAAGUACAAGGCCAAAGCAUUGAUGUUCGCUUCAAAGAGAUAAAAUAUAGAGGAAUGUUCCAUGCCUUGUUCCGAAUCUAUAAAGAAGAAGGUAUAUUGGCUCUAUAUUCAGGUAUUGCUCCGGCUUUACUAAGACAGGCAUCUUAUGGCACCAUUAAAAUUGGGAUUUACCAAAGCUUGAAACGGUUAUUUGUAGAACGUUUAGAAGAUGAAACUCUUCUAAUUAAUAUGAUCUGUGGGGUAGUGUCAGGAGUGAUAUCUUCCACUAUAGCCAACCCCACUGAUGUUCUAAAGAUUCGGAUGCAGGCUCAAGGAAGCUUGUUCCAGGGGAGCAUGAUUGGAAGCUUCAUUGAUAUAUACCAACAAGAGGGUACCAGGGGUCUGUGGAGGCACUCUAGCAACCUUGUGAGCUGUGAUGGGAACGUUGAGUGUGCAACGCUGGUAAUAUUACCGCAAGAGGACUCAUAA